Leptidea sinapis is the source of this 1453-nucleotide messenger RNA. RefSeq names its product histone deacetylase 8-like. The record is from RefSeq and is a predicted model, not a curated record. Gene Ontology annotation, molecular function: histone deacetylase activity. The transcript is spliced from 8 exons. The coding region runs from base 141 to 1391 and encodes 416 amino acids. Lineage: Eukaryota; Metazoa; Arthropoda; Insecta; Lepidoptera; Pieridae.
UCAAAAAUCUAAACAAAACAGAAGUUCUAUCAUGGAGUUAAGUUUUGUUAAGUUACCAUUACAACUUAUAAGUUGUUGUAAGUUUUAAAGUUAGAGAUGUAAGAAUUUCAUAUCUUUAUUUUUAGUAUUAUUUUUUCGCUAUGGCAAAGAAAAAGCCUGCUUACAUAUGGGAUGAUACUCUGAGAGAACAUUGCAAUCGGUUACCUGCAGUCAUGGGAAGAGCUUCACAAGUACAUAAUCUUAUAACUGCAUAUGAUUUACAUUCAAUGGUUCAAGUGGUUUGUUCAACAGUUGCUACAUAUGAAGACUUAAAAUUAUUUCAUUCAGAAUUGUAUCUUGAUCACCUAAAGAAAUUUAAGUGUGUUGAUGAUGAGUAUAUUGCAGAGAAGCAAGAUGAAGAAUUUGGAAUUGGAUAUGACUGUCCUCCAGUGUCAAAUAUGUUUGAUCUGGUGUCUGUCAUUGCGGGAAGCUCCAUGACUGCUGCAAGAUGUCUAACAUUGGGUCUAUCAAAUGUUUCCAUUAAUUGGUGUGGUGGAUGGCAUCAUGCACAAAGAUUUGGCGCUGAAGGAUUUUGUUACAUCAAUGACAUCGUGUUAAGUAUUGAGAAGUUGAGAGAAAAGUUUCCGAAAGUUCUUUAUAUAGAUUUAGAUGUACAUCAUGGUAAUGGUGUACAAGAUGCAUACAACUUAAGUAAAUCAGUAUUUACACUGUCAUUCCACAAUUACGAACCUGGUUUCUACCCUGGAACAGGAUCUAUUGAGGAAAUCGGGUCAUUGCUGGGAAAGGGAUACACGUGUAAUGUACCCCUAAGUUCUACAUAUAGUGAUGACACACUUGAGUACAUAUUUAAAACUAUAUUUCCUAAGGUGUAUGAUAACUUUAGUCCUGAUGCGAUCGUUGUCCAAUGUGGUGCGGAUGCAUUGGCUCGUGACCCAAAUGGUGCAGGAGGACUCACAUUGAAGGGAUACUGUACAUGUGUUCAGAUGGUGCUGGAUAGAGAAGUACCAACUCUUCUCUUAGGCGGAGGGGGCUACAACCACAGUAAUACAGCCAGGCUUUGGGCAAGUCUCACAGCAUUGACUGUUGAUGUGGUUUUAGAUGAGGAUAUACCAGAGCAUGACGAUUUUCCCAAGUACGGACCCUAUUUUACUUUAAGAAUCACACCGUUGUUGACGAAUGAUAUCAACGAUAGAAAAUAUCUAGAUUACUGUAUUGCUAAGAUUACAGAUAAUUUGAAUAAGUAUCUAAGACCUAAUACGUCAAAACAAUUAUCAGCAGGCUGUGAUGAUAAAUAUAAGACUGACAAAAAGAAAAAUAUUUUUCAUGACGAAAUGAACACUGCGAAGCAAAAGACCACGGAUAGUGAUAUAUAUAACUUCAAUGAUGAAUAAAUGAAAAUAUCUUUGAUAAAUUGUUGUUUUUGAUUCAAUAAAAUGGGAUAUUUUGUAAUAAA